This is a messenger RNA of Scleropages formosus (Asian bonytongue), 3141 nucleotides long. Its product is annotated as Kv channel-interacting protein 2. The transcript has 8 exons. Gene Ontology annotation, molecular function: calcium ion binding; potassium channel regulator activity. Bases 126 to 788 code for a protein of 220 amino acids. Lineage: Eukaryota; Metazoa; Chordata; Actinopteri; Osteoglossiformes; Osteoglossidae. Gene Ontology annotation, biological process: regulation of potassium ion transmembrane transport. The record is from RefSeq and is a predicted model, not a curated record. Gene Ontology annotation, cellular component: voltage-gated potassium channel complex.
CACGGGGCUCCACGGGCACGGCUGGCACUCCCCUCACUCUUAAUGGGAAAGUAACAGCACGAGACCGUGGGAAGGACCGCGCUUCUACACAUCCGUACACUCUGUAACUGAGAGUUGCACUAGACAUGAAGGCAAAAAACAGAGAGCAAAGCUUGUCGGACUCGAGGGAGCUGGACGGCUCCUACGACCCUCUCACCGACAGCACUGAAGAUGACUUUGAGCUGUCCACUGUGUGCCACCGGCCUGAGGGCCUGGACAAGCUGCAGGAGCAGACCAAAUUCACCAAGAAGGAGCUGCAGGUGCUCUAUCGAGGCUUCAAGAAUGAGUGCCCCAGCGGAGUAGUCAACGAGGAGACCUUCAAGCUCAUCUACUCCCAGUUUUUCCCCCAGGGAGAUUCAAGCAUGUAUGCACAUUUUCUGUUUGAAGCCUUUGAUACUAACAAGAAUGGAUCUGUUAGUUUUGAGGACUUUGUCAUGGGCUUAUCCAUCAUCCUCAGGGGUUCCAUCAAUGAUCGCCUCAACUGGGCCUUCAACUUGUAUGAUUUAAACAAAGACGGCUGCAUUACCAAAGAGGAAAUGUUGGAUAUUAUGAAAUCUAUCUAUGAUAUGAUGGGGAAAUACACCUACCCCACCAUGCAGGAGGAUGCUCCUCGAGAACAUGUGGAAAACUUCUUCCAGAAAAUGGACCGUAACAAUGAUGGCGUGGUAACUAUUGAGGAGUUCAUUGAGUCAUGCCAAAAGGAUGAAAAUAUCAUGCAAUCAAUGCAGCUCUUUGACAAUGUAAUUUAGGGUGUGGUUCUGCGAAGAAAGCAACAGGGCAUGUCAGAUGAUUCCUGCUUGUACGGGCCACUCUGACCAACAGCAUACUACCACUCCGACCUCACCUGCUUCCAUGGGCCAAGGGACUCCUUUCAUUUGGUUUAUUCCUGUAAAAGAGAGACAUGGAGGCAAAGGAUGGGGCCGGUAUUGAAGGAUACAAACUGACAUUUUUUUUUUUUUCCUGGUUCUGCAUCACGUCAGUUGGACAUGUAACCCUUAUGGACAUAGGUGGAAUCAGAUUCUAGCACUGAGCAAAAACCUCUGCUCUUCAGCAAGCGAAAACAUGACUGCCAUUCAAGUAUAAUGCAUCUAUGAGAAAGUAGUCCAAGUGAUGAAAACCCAAUUUUCAAUUGCAUGAUGUCACAACAUACCUAUGCUGUUUAAGUAUUGAUCACAGUACUCCAAAGCCUGCUGUCAUUCUCUGUACCUGAGUGUGUGUGCAGUUCUAAUGUGUUCAUCCUUCCAGGCCUGCAUUGGCACUGGGCAAGAGUUAAGAUCCCCUUAACCAGCGGCAAUGCUUUGGCCUUUAACACCCACUUUCUCUACAGUCCUUUUAUCUGUUCACCCUUAUGUAGGCAAGGCAUUUUAUUUUACCGUUGGAUGAUUGCCAGUUCAGUGAGGCAGGUCAAGACAAUCUCGAUCCAUCCCAAAUCCAAACCAAGCCAAGGAAAAAGCUGAAGUUAUAGUUGAAGGUUAUCUCCGUGAUAGGCAUAAUAUAGACCCUUACCUUGUAAGUCUGUAUUGCAUAAAAAGAAUGAUUCAAGCAGUGAUCCCUGAAGAUAUGCUGAUGACACAGAUGAAUCCUGACAAUAUAAAGGAUUGUGCUUCCUUAUAUUAUGGAAGGACAGGAGCCAAGAUACUACGAUACAGCAAAGACUAACAAUUCACAAGGUUCCUGUUUCCCACCACUGAGAAUUUUUUGUGAGUUUAGUUAGUCAGUUGGAACCAUCUCCGUAUCCAACAAAGAAGGAUGGUGAUUAAAGUCACUUACUUACAGAAAGAAACUUAUAAGGAUCAUUAUUUUCACUGUGUCCUCAGCUACACCGGAUCAAAAAUGUGCCCAUGGCCAGUUCAAGGUCUGGGAAACAUUAGCUCUUAAGAUUUGCCAAAGUAACAUUUCUGUGUAUUCCUCUUGUUCAGAUUGAACAUUGUGUUUGGCUGCUGCAAAGUAUUUGUCCUUGUUCAUUUCAAGCAUGUGAUUUGGGUCCACUGUCAAGCCUGAGUCAAGUGAGCAUGAAGUUUGCUGUUGUGUGUGGUGAGCUGCUGAAGGACUUCCCUCUGUGGACUCACCAACAUUAACCACCCUCCCAGCUGAGAGCCUAAGGAAUCUGGGAGACUUUACUAUCCAAAGCAGGUCAUGUCACCAUCCUUCCUUCUACAUUAUGGCUACAAAUAUGUUUGAAUGGUUAGAGAGCAAGAUUACACAAGCAGUGUUAUCAUGAAACUGCUUUUUAAAUUUUGAGUACCCAGUAAUCAGGGAAAUUAGGCAUAAUCAGCAGUUUCCUCAAAACCCAUGUUUGCAAUAUAAGGUGGGUAAAAGCUUGACCCUAUCUGACAUAGCAUUUUCUUGUAUUUGUGUGGGAAAAAGGGGCAUAAAUUGUUUCCAAGCUAUCUUCCAUUACUGACCACAAGUGAUCCUUGUCUAUAUUCGCAUGACAUAAAUAACAGAAAAUAUUAAACCAUUGUAUUUACUGUGUCUAACAGCCUGACCGGCUGCUCUGCAUUUACAAUGUAUAUUUUGUACAGAUUCAAUAAAACUCACAGUUGCUAUGCAGUCAUGUAAGUGGAACAGUCACUGCCUGUCCCCUUGUAAGACUGUACUCUCUCAUGUCCACUGGAAUUCUACCCUCCUGUAUCCCACGGUAGCCAGUAGUAACCUGCAGCAAUACCCAGAAAAGAGUAGCAAGUACAGUCAUCCGUAAGACAUGCCCAUUAGAGUUAAUUUGACUUUACAAGGAGUUUAACACCCUUUCAUUAUUUUAUGAAGCAUUUAUUUUUGUUUAAAAGGACUGAAUCUGGAUUUUGUGUAUCCCAACCUCUAAGCAGGAUGAGACAUUUACAGUUAUUCGUUCAGGGGACACUUUUCUCCAAAGCACCAUAAAAUUAUUAUUCUGAUGCCUUUGUCCAUGGAGACUUACAAUGUUAAAUACACUUCUUCGAACUUCCUACAGCCACCCACACAACUGAUAAACCAGACUAAUGUAACACAGAGACAUAUUUUACAAGCAAUUUGGAGCCACUAAUUAACCUGAAACAUGUCUGUUAACUGUGGAAGGAAACCUUUGCUAACAUCGGGAGAUGCAAAGGGGGGAUGUAUUGGCAG